This is a messenger RNA of Populus trichocarpa (black cottonwood), 3409 nucleotides long. RefSeq names its product U11/U12 small nuclear ribonucleoprotein 48 kDa protein. The coding region runs from base 206 to 2488 and encodes 760 amino acids. The record is from RefSeq and is a predicted model, not a curated record. NCBI's taxonomy places the organism in Eukaryota, Viridiplantae, Streptophyta, Magnoliopsida, Malpighiales, Salicaceae. The transcript is spliced from 6 exons.
CACGCCAAACACGCUACCCCAAAUUUGUAAAAAGUAAUUUAAUUUUAAUAAUAAACCAUCCAACUCCACUGCCGCCGCCGCCACAACCACCACCACCACCACCACCACCGGCUGGUCUUCUGAAGAAGCGGAAGAAGGCACAUAAAGAAUUCAAACUAUCUAUUUUUUGAGCUGCUGCUGAGCUUUUCGAUCUCUCUCUUUCUCAAUGAACCCUUAUACUCCACACCCUAAUCACCUUCCCUUCCCAUAUCCCUCCCAAAACUCUAAUCCUAACCCUAACUUCCUACUCCACCCCUUCCUCCCCUCACAACCGCCAUCAAAACCACCUCAAGUUCCUCCACCUACCACCACCACAACAACCACCCCUAUUCUUGAUCUUUCCACCACGCUCUCCACUCUCACCAACCUCCUCUCUCUCACACACCAAACCCUCACUUCCCUCUCUCCACAAAUUACCCUUUCAAAACCCCAAAAUGCCAACUUUAUCCCCUGCCCUUUCAAUCGUCACCACCUUAUGCCACCAGAAUCCCUCUUCCUCCACUCUCUUAACUGCCCAGUUCCUCUCUUUCAAAACCCAUCUUCCCCUUUUGAUUAUCUUCACUACCCCAAUACACUUAACCCUCAAGACCCACAUAAAGAUUCAAACUUUAGUCAAUCAAUACAAGACCCUAAUGAAACUGAACUUUGUUUCUCGUUAGAUAGCUAUUACAAUCAGUUUAGUUCACAUUUCUCUUACAAUGACUGCCCUGGUGCUGUUAACUUGAAUGAUUUAGAUAGCUCAAAAAGAAUUUUUACAUUACCUGGUGUUCUGUUAAUUGAAUGUGUGAAUUUUGGGGUUAGUGGGGAGAGCGAGCGAGAUGGUUUUGAUAAAAAUGGGUUUAGAGUUUUGCCAUCUGAGUUGUGGGCAAUAAGGAGGGAGAUAGAGGGUUGGAUUGAUUAUCCGAGUGUGUAUUCGGAUAGUGUGUUUUGCUCGAUUUUGAGGUUGGAUUUGAUUAAAGGGAGUGAUUUGAGGAGUUGGAUUAUUGCUAAUUCUCCACGAUAUGGUGUGGUGAUUGAUGUUUAUAUGAGGGAUCAUAUAUGUGUUCUUUUUAGGCUUUGUUUGAAGGCUAUUAGAAAGGAAGGUUUGAGCUCUGUGAGUUGUGAGAUGAAUGUGAAAUCUUUGAAGUGUCCAAUUUUGGUUCAAGUUUUGACGUGGAUUGCAUCUCAGCUUUCUGUUUUGUAUGGUGAAGUGAAUGCAAAGUGUUUUGCCAUUCAUGUUUUGAAGCAGUGUCUAUUAGACGCUGCUAAUGAGGUGUUGUUUCUGUUGGACCCUUGUUUGAAAGAAAGUCUGAGGGAUUUAGAUGCUUAUGAGAGUGAAAUAAAGGAUAGCAAACUUGAAGAGCCUCGAAAAGGAAGUAGAGAGUGUAAAAUAAUAAAAGCAGUGGAUGAAGGUGAUGAUGGAGUAAUUUUUGUGUCCCAAGUGGCAGCUGCAGUCGCUGCAUUGCAUGAAAGGUCUAUACUAGAAGCAAAAAUCAAGCUAUUACGGGUUCCUCAACAACUACCAAGAUAUCAGCGGAUGGCUGAGCAUUCUUUUGCCUCAAAAAGAGCUGAUGAUGAGAGAAGUAAACGUCCUCAAUACAAAGCUAUUAUUGAGCAUGAUGGCCUUCCUCGAAAGCAAUUAUCUAACCAGGAAUCAAACAAAUCAAAGACAAGAGAGGAGUUAUUGGCUGAAGAAAGGGAUUAUAAACGUCGAAGAAUGUCAUACCGUGGAAAGAAGUUGAAACGAACAACUUUACAGGUGAUGAGGGAUAUAAUUGACGGAUACAUGGAGGAAAUCAAGCUAGCUGGAGGAAUAGGCCGCUUUGAGAAGGGAACUGAAGAGGAAGAGAUGUCUCCUAAUCCUCCUUCUGCCCCUGAUGUUACUGUGAAUGAACUAAGAAAAGUCAAUAGCCAUUCUUCUGAAGCAACAAGAACUACUUCGAACCACUACCAGAAGGAAUCAUACCCCGCCCACAAUUCUAGAUCUAAAACCUCGAAGGAUGUGUUGCCUCAAGAUUAUGAGCAACAAGGACGAAGCAAUCACGGUCACCAUGAAAAGCUGGAAUAUCGGAGAAGUGCCAACCAAGACAGACAUGGAAGAGAGUACAGCAGAAGUCCAGAAAGACACAGAAGUCAUGCCCGAUCACAUGAGCGGAGUGGUCACCAAAGAGGACGAGAUGAAACUAAAUUGACUAGAUCCAAGGAUCAUGAGAAACGGUCUUCUAGCAAGUCCUAUCAUGAUUACAAGUCGUUGAAUUCUGGACUAGAAUCUGCAGAUGGUAUGCAAAGGGAUGAUCGGAAGUUAGAUGUAAGAGAUGGGCAUCUAAGAAAUGCAUAUGGCAAUCAUGGUUCUAAUUCUGUGGCACGAAAUGCAUUUGAGGAUAGAUAUGAUCCUACAGGAUCUUAUGACAUGCAUGAGGAUGAUGUUUACACUAGCAUUACAUAUGCCAGGGAAGAUGUUCAUGAUUGAUCUAGCAGGUGCAGUGCAAAAAGGCAAUUAAGCAGAUUACCUUGAUAAAUUCUCACUUCAGAAUGUGAGUAGGAAGUCAUCAGGCUUCAGCAAGUUAUCUGCAUCUGUAUCCUCCGUUGUAUCCUUGACUGUUUUAUUUUCUAUACUGUUAAGGUCCUUACUGUCUAGGCAGUGAUUUCAUUAUCCUCCUACUGCCCAUACAAUGCCAGUACUUUUUUCCAAUAUAUGAUGGAAUAAGUAGUGGUCACAUUUGAGUGAAAAAAUAAUGUCUCGGUUAUUUACAUAGUGAAAGAGGAAAUAAGAUUGUACAGGAACAUUCUAGCAGAACAUGCCUUAUUGCAGCUUGUAACUGUUCUGUUAUUUAUACUGUAUAUAAAAUCUGAAGUAUAUCAUAUGUGAUUUUGUUGUGUUGACAUCAGUACCUUUGUGGAUUAAUAAAAUAUGCAAAUUCUUGGCAAUCCAUGCUUUGAUGGUAAGGUCAUUGGUUACCAUGGAAGAACUGGUAAAUAACCCAAAUCGGCAGGGUUUACAGGUUUGCUUAGAAUGGUUACCUGUUUAUGAUUUUGUUUUUCUAGGUAAAAGCUGAUACUUAUUGUUUAUGGGUCUUUUUUAUUGCAUACAAUAUGUAUGGAUAAUUUAUUAAUUUGAAUGUUCUUAUAGCUCACGUUGCUUCUUGUAGAUUGCAAAAGAAGACCAGCUUUUUCCAGAGAAUAUUUGAAGUUUGUUUGGCUCCUUUUCUCAUGGUGGUCUUUCAUGGCAAGAAGGUUGAUGAUGAAGCAAAGUGAUUUCUUCAGCAGGCUAGCACUUGGAUAUUCACCUUAGAUUCUUCCUCUAUUGUCCCUUUUCUGUUACUGUAUUUCUGGAGUGUGAAGAGAUGAUAAUACUAAUAGUUUUUAUGAAAUAACAGCAUUUUCAUGUAAA